UUGGAAGCAGGGGGCAGUCAGCUGCAGGCCUUCCCCAAGCUUGGCAAGACACAGGCCAGCUGCGUGGCCCCUCCUUGAUUCCUUUCAGUCAAAGCUCAAACCAGAACUACAUAUUUGGCCCAGGCUGGGAGAACUUCAGGAAUUGGUGGAGGCAUGCAGUGGAGCCUGUGCCUGGUCCUCUGUGGCCUGCUGGCUGGCACUCAAGCUGACCCUGGGGCUCUUCUGAGGCUGGGCAUGGACAUCAUGAACCAUGAGGUCCAGACUGCCAUGGAGGAGAGUCACAUCCUGGAGAAGAUGGCCGCUGAGGCUAGCAAUCCACAGACAGGGGGAAAAGCCAUUAAAGGGCUCAGCAAUAUGAAGGUAAAGGAUGUCUUGGAACCUGUUAUCACAUUGAACUUUGUGCCGGGAGUGGGCAUCUUUCAGUGUGUGUCCACAGGCAUGACCAUCACUGGCAAGAGCUUCACAGGGGGGAACAUGGAGAUCAAUGUGGUCCUCAACAUCACAGCCACCGACCGGAUUCUGCAAGAUGAGGAGACAGGCACCCCUGUGUUCAGGAGUGAGGGCUGUGAGGUCAUCCUGGUCAAUGUGAAAACGAAUCUGCCUAACAACAAGGCCAUCAACAAGUUUGUGGACAGUACCCUGCGCAAAGUCCUCCCUGGCCUGAUGUGUCCAGCCAUUGAUGCUGUCCUGGUGUAUGUGAACAAGAAAUGGACCAACUUGACUGACCCCAUGCCUGUGGACCGGAUGGGCACUGUCAAAUACGCCCUGACAUCCCCACCAGCCACCACAGCUAGCCACAUCCAGGUGGACUUUAGUCCUGUGGUGCAGCUUCAGGAAGGCCAGCUUAUCCCACUUGCCACUAAUGGGUCAUCCCCAGAGUUCCCCGAGGGCUCAGCCAAGGACUCACAACUACUGCUCUCAGACACCUUCCUCACAGCCGAGCUGGCCCUUCUGCAGAAGUCCUUGGAAGUGAACCUCAAGGACAAGAGGGUUAGGAAGCUGUCACAAACCACUAGGACACUGGCUGGCUUCAUCCCACAGGUGGCCAAGUCAUACCACAAACCAAAGCCUUUGCUCAUCAAGGUCAAGAUAAACAAACCCCCCAAGGUUACCAUGAAGGCCGGAAAGAGCCUGAUGCACCUUCACGGCAGCUUGGAGAUGUUUGCAGCGCGUAGACAUGGCAAGCACCCGAAGUCACUCUUCCGCCUGGAGACUCACAUUGGACUGGAAAUCCACUACUCAGUGCACGAGAACCGGCUGCAGAUGGCCACCUCUCUGGACAGUUUAUUGAGCCUGUCCCGGGAAUCUUCUUCAAUUGGCGAUUUCCAAGAGACGGCGUUAACUGGCUUCAUCACUGAUUAUCUCCAGAAGGCCUACAUCCCUGUGGUGAACGAUGUACUCCAUGUUGGGCUUCCACUCCCAGACCUUCUGGCUAUCGAUUACAACCUGUCUGAGUUGGACGUAGUAGAGGAUGCCCUGGUACUGAGCUUGAAGAUGGAAUGACCUUGCAAGACGCUGCCAACUGCCCUCACUGCCGUCAUUCUGAACCUGCAGAGGAGCCCAGAUGUGAGCCAGAUGGGCCUGGCCCUGCCACCAAUGGUUACUUCCUGUGAUCAGGAGAAAGUGCGAGGUCUGGUAGGCCUCAGCAAUAAACAGGAGGAAGACCCUUA
Rattus norvegicus (Norway rat) is the source of this 1670-nucleotide messenger RNA. NCBI's taxonomy places the organism in Eukaryota, Metazoa, Chordata, Mammalia, Rodentia, Muridae. The record is from RefSeq and is a predicted model, not a curated record.